This is a messenger RNA of Oppia nitens, 960 nucleotides long. Its product is annotated as ELMO domain-containing protein 2-like. The coding region runs from base 1 to 960 and encodes 319 amino acids. The record is from RefSeq and is a predicted model, not a curated record. Gene Ontology annotation, molecular function: GTPase activator activity. Lineage: Eukaryota; Metazoa; Arthropoda; Arachnida; Sarcoptiformes; Oppiidae. The transcript has 5 exons.
AUGAAUUUAUGGUUCAUAUUUUGGUCGGCUAUUUAUGAUAAACUCUGGUCACUGUGGAAAUGGACGGCCCAUAAGUGCACCGGUAAUUGUGAAAUACAACGUCUGUGUUGUUCGUCCAAUAAUACCGGUGCCGAACGAUCCAAAGCUAUUGAAUAUUCAAUAGUUAAAAGCAAAUCUCAAGUAUUGAAGAAAAUGAAUGCCGAGUUAAGCCGUUUGGCGGACAGUCAACUGUUGACCAAUAAGUGGAUACUGUUUGAAAAGUAUAUCGACGAAACAGUUGUACUCAAAGAGAUCGAUACUAAAACACAUGUCGAUUUUAUACCGGCAUAUCGUAUAUGUUUAGUACACAUCUACGGCUAUAAGCAAUUGAUUCGUCAGAUUCAUAAUAUGCGGUCCAUUAUCUGCGACCCGCGUAACAGCGCUCACCAAAAAAUGCUUCAAAACCUGUGGUCACAGCUUAUGGACGAACCGUUGAGUGGUGUCCACAGCAAACAAUGGCAGGACAUCGGCUUUCAGGGACCCGAUCCUAGUCUCGAUUUACGGUCAAUGGGUUUGUUAGCGUUGGACAACCUGUUGUUUUUUGUUACCGUCUAUCGAGAGAUGGCUCGCAAUACACUACAACAUUCAUUGCAUCCGACACAGGGCUAUCCGUUUGCUUGGGUUGGCAUCAAUUUGACUCAAUUGGUACUUAAGUUAUUAUUGGACGGACACUUGAAAACACAUUUUUACAAUUGUUUUCAGCGUAUCUUCAAAAUUGAAGAUUUUCACAAAGUUUACAGCUAUUUAUACACCAAAUUUGAUAAACUAUGGAUUGAUAAGACUCAGGAAUCGGAGCAAAAUUUCUAUUACAUUAUCAGUCAAUUUGAGAGCCAACUGACCGAACAGUUGGCCGACGAUAAGACUGUCCUCAGUUGGGAGGCAUCACAGUCUCGUCCGGUUGUUGAGACAAAACUGUGGUAA